AUGAAAUACGCCCCAGACUUUGAAUCCCUACCAAAUGAACCUAGUACCUACAACCGCCAGUUCAAAAUAUCUGGCCCUCUGGGAAGCCGUUCCUGGUGGCUUCCAUCACCAGCACGUCGAGGAUUGUUCUGCUAUCUUCUCGCCGCUUUAUACACUCUCGCUCCAGUUGUCCACUCUGCCGUCGCUGUCGAACCUGGAGCAUCCGGUCAGUUAUCUCAACUAGCAAAUAACCCUCCAUUUCCCUGGGCAUCGACCAACGAGGACUCUGGGACGUUGACACCGGUCACGAACCCGAUGCAAUUGGGCGAUGGAAAGGAGGAGCAAGACGCCCUGCAAAUGAUGGCCUUUAUGAACGACGCGAGCAAGACUGACUCAACCUCCACCUCAAAAGACACAAUGCAAGAUGACAGCACCCUGCGAGUGAUGAUCGUAGGUGACUCCAUGUCCCAAGGAAAAGAAGGGGAUUACACGUGGCGGUAUCGAAUCUGGGAGUGGUUCCGGGCGCAACACAUCGCCGUCCAGCUGGUGGGCCCUUACACGGGGACCGCGCCGUCCGAACCGCAGGCCCACGGGGAGCACCAAACCACGCUGGGCCAGCCCAAGACCAGCGGCGGGUACGCCCCGGACGUGUCCCCAGACUUUGAUCGCCACCAUUUCGCCGUGUGGGGCCGCACGGCUGCCAUCGACAAGGACUUGAUCUUCGAUGUCCUCAGCGCACAUCAAGCAGACCUGAUAUUGUUGAUGCUGGGGUUCAAUGACAUGGCUUGGUUCCAGAGUGAUGCAUCGGGCACCCUGGACAGUAUCCGUACGCUGGUUAUCAAUGCCCGCGCCGCCAACCCAAACCUCAAGUUCGCUAUCGCCAAUGUUCCCCAGCGCAGCUUAAUCCCGGGUCGUGAGGAUAUUCCGUUCAAUACUAAUAUCUAUAAUGCGCUGCUACGGAAUGCCAUCCCAGCGUGGAGUACUGCAGAUUCGCCUAUUCAUCUGGUCGAGCUGCAGGAGAACUACGACUGUGGGCCAGAUUCAUGUCCCGCUGGUUACGACGGACUGCAUCCAAAUGUUGUGGGCGAGUAUCAGAUUGCUCGUGCUUUCAGUCUCACCCUGGUGAAGGACUACGGAUUUGGGGGAUCGCCGUUAAUCAUUCCUGAUAAUAUUCCGGAAAGACCUCCCUCAUUGUCGUUCAACUUUUGA
Aspergillus niger is the source of this 1188-nucleotide messenger RNA. RefSeq lists its product as uncharacterized. NCBI's taxonomy places the organism in Eukaryota, Fungi, Ascomycota, Eurotiomycetes, Eurotiales, Aspergillaceae. Gene Ontology annotation, molecular function: hydrolase activity, acting on ester bonds. The transcript is spliced from 2 exons. The record is from RefSeq and is a predicted model, not a curated record. Bases 1 to 1188 code for a protein of 395 amino acids.